Molecule: messenger RNA, 1523 nt
Organism: Bipolaris sorokiniana ND90Pr
Lineage: Eukaryota; Fungi; Ascomycota; Dothideomycetes; Pleosporales; Pleosporaceae
Exons: 1
Coding region: 167-1114 (315 amino acids)
Molecular function (GO): 4-hydroxy-tetrahydrodipicolinate synthase activity
Source: RefSeq, a predicted model, not a curated record
CCACUUUAUGUAGAUCAGCUUUAGGACAACACGCCAUAUGUUUUCUUGUAGAAAGCAAUUGAACUCCAGUCAUCAAUUCUCCUUCAAUACUUCCAUACUGCUGUAUUAGCAGCACCAUUCAAUUUCUCGUCAUCAAUACACAUCAACCUCCACAAGCAACGUCACAAUGGCGCCUCCACCAGCACCAGGCGUUUGGUGCCCCGCAGUCACCUUCUUCACACCAGACAGCGAGACAGCGACCCUAGACCUCGUCGCACAAAAGCAAUACUUUACCUACCUCUCCAAAUCCGGGCUUACAGGACUCGUCAUCCUCGGAUCCAAUGCAGAAGCCUUUUUGCUCACACGAGACGAAAAAAGGGCACUCAUGAAAUGUGCCCGCGAAGCCGUCGGACCAGAUUACCCCCUCAUGGUCGGCAUUUCUGGCUUCUCUGUACCCCAGGUCCUAGAGAACAUUAGCGACGCAAUCGAGGCUGGCGCAAACUACGGAUUACUGCUGCCGGCUGCAUACUACGGGCCUGCAACAUCCAAGGAAGUCGUCAUGGCAUUUUACAAUGAAGUCGCGCAAAAAAGCUCGCUGCCUGUUGUCAUUUACAAUUUUCCGGGUAUUUGCAGUGGCGUGGAUCUCGAUUCCGUGACCAUUGCCGCGCUUGCGCAGCAGAACCCAGGCAAGAUUGUGGGCGUGAAGUUGACGUGCGGGAGUGUAGCUAAGAUCACGAGACUCUGCGCUGAACUGCCGAGCGACAUGUUUUCGACGUUUGCAGGACAGGCCGACUGGAUGAUUGCUGGCUUGGCUGUUGGAAGUGCGGGAUGCGUGUCGGCGUUUAGUAACGUUUUUCCCAAGGUCUGCUCGAAGAUUUACGAGUUGUAUACGAGCGGAAAGACAAAGGAGGCGCUGGAGCUGCAUCGUAAGGCUGCGCUUGCCGAGAGCCCGAUUAAGGCUGGAAUUGCACCGACGAAGCAUGCCGUUAGUCAGUAUAGUGCGAAGGCGGCGGGGAUUGAAGGUGCAGAGGAGAGGUUGAAUCCCAGACGGCCGUAUAUGCCGGUUGGGGAGGCGCUGAAGACGAGUGUGAAGAAUACGAUGGGAGAAUUGGCUGCGAUAGAGAACAGCCUGUAGAUUAGCUUCAAUGAUUACAUAUUCAUUGGCGGCUAUAUAAUGAUCUAAGAAGCUAUCAGACAUGAGUAUUUAGCAACCAAUGACGUGAUGUUCAUAGUAGACUGAUGGCGAAUGGGACAAGUCCAUGCAAGACCCUUGAUUUAGCGCCAACACGUGCCCUAUCGAUAACGCGACAUUCACGUCUCGAACUUUUUUCCGAUCUACAACUAUACUCUACAAAAAAAGAAGAUGGCGGCGCAAAGAGGAGCAAACGGUGUCGAGAAGAAGAAGCGCUCGAAGAAGCGAAGAACAAGGACAGAAGGUAUAUCCAUAUCUACGACGCAAGUUGCAAACGCGUGACCGCUAACACUUUACGCAACAGUCUCGUCCUCGAGCGAAAGCGACAGCGAUGUCUCCAGCGAAAAAAGUG